Molecule: messenger RNA, 996 nt
Organism: Indicator indicator
Lineage: Eukaryota; Metazoa; Chordata; Aves; Piciformes; Indicatoridae
Gene: TMEM255B
Product: transmembrane protein 255B
Exons: 9
Coding region: 1-996 (331 amino acids)
Source: RefSeq, a predicted model, not a curated record
AUGAUGGCGUCGCCGCCCCCAACCGCGGUGUCAGGUCCGCUAGCCGUGCUGGACCCCACAGGACAAUUUGCAAAGAGGAAGAAGACUUCACUUUGGUUCACAGUCUCUCUGCUUGUGGUGUCUGGUUUUAUACUGACCAUAGGUCUGGCAGCUACCACAAGAACAGAAAACAUAACCGUGGGAGGCUACUACCCAGGCAUCGUUCUUGGCUUUGGAUCUUUCCUAGGGAUUGUUGGCAUCCACCUGGUAGAGAACAGAAGACAAAUGUUAGUAGCCUCCAUCGUGUUCAUCAGCUUUGGCGUGGUAGCAGCGUUCUGUUGUGCAAUAGUUGAUGGAGUGUUUGCAGCACGACACAUAGAACCAAGACCUUUGCAUAACAAAAGAUGCCAGUUUUAUUCAAGUGGAAUAGGAUUCCUUUAUGAUGCCUACCAGACAGAGGUGACAUGUUACACCUUAAACAGCAAGUGCCAGCUGAAAGUGAAGAGUAACACGUGCUAUUGCUGUGACCUGUACAACUGUGAGAACUCAGAGCAGUCUGCCAGCUACUAUGAAUUUCUCGGUGUGAGCAGCUGUCAGGACGUGCUUCACCUGUAUAGGCUUCUGUGGUCCUCCACAGUCCUCAACAUCAUCGGGUUGUUUCUGGGAAUUAUUACAGCAGCUAUUCUUGGGGCAUUUAAAGACAUGGUACCUCUGUCACCAAUCGCUUUCAGUGCUGCACCUCCUCCUCAGAUCCUCUACAAUCCUGCUCAGCAGAUCCUGACAUACGCUGGGUUCUGUCCUUCUGCAGCAACUAUUUCUACAUAUCCAUCCUACCCGUUACCUCUUCAGCCUGCCAGCAACUUUCCAGGAACAUCAUCUACUGACAUUUCUUUGUCAGAGGAAACUCAGCCUCCAUCUCAGUCCAGCUCCAGCUAUGGUCUUCAGCCCAAUGCUCCAGCCCUCUAUACACCAACUUACUUCUUGCCUGGAGAAAAGCCUCCACCAUAUGCACCAUAG